CUCUCACCGCCUUAUCUCUCGCGACCUCCGACGGACGCGCACGCACGCCGCGCACCGCACCGCCCGCGCCCGCUCCCACGCCGCGAUCGCGCUAUGCCGUAUUCUCGACGACCAAUUUAUGUGCUUCCUCACUUAUACUUAUUUUGUUAUCGAUGUGCAGGACGCGGCCCGGAAAUGCGCCAGUGAACCCGUUGUUUAUAAAUUAGACUCUUUAUUACAUUAUUGUCGUAAAAUCGUAUCAUAAUAUAAAUAAAGUUGAGGCGGGCUUGUCUAUUUAAAAAGUUGAGACUUAACGACGAUGGUGUCUGAGGGGGCUUUGCCCGUGGUGUGGUGUAUUCGCGAUAAUCAACUUGUGCCGCACCAGGUAUCCGGCGUGAAGUUACAAGGCGCUGUGACAGGAGCGCACAUAGCUGCCGUAACGGACUUCCUUCGUAUGGUCGCUGGAACUCCGAUUGUUCUGCCACACACAACUGUUCCAGAAGAUAUCGAAAAUGACAUUAAUCAAGAAAAGGAAAAUUCAACCAGGAGACGCAAAAUGUCCAUGCAAGUUGAGGUGCCUUGUGUCUUCCUCUCUGAAAGUGCGUUACAGAAAGCGAAAAGCCGUAAUAAUUCCCGAGAGGAGCCGGUAACUCUUGAUAAUUGUAAUAUCCCUAAUAUAGCCAAAAGAUUUUUAGAUAUAGAUAAUAAAUCUUCUUUCCUUAGCUCAACGGAUAUAUUAGAAAGAAUAGAUCCCGAAGAGCGUGACAUGGAAAAAGAUAAUUUGAAAUCGUGCCCAAUGGACAGUCCCCUAGCAAGUGGGGAUAAUUGUCCUCAAAGAAUAACGAGGAUUAUAGAUCUUGAUGAUUUAAAUAUAAAUACUUCAUGUGCAGAGGCAGAACGAGAGCCAACACAAAGGAUAACCCGAAUUAUUGAGUUUGAAAAUGAUACGUUACCUUUACCGCAUUGUAUAGAUACAGAUAAUGAAGCGCCACAAAGAAUUACAAGAAUUAUAGAAUUAAACAAUGAUAAUUCAGUAUCAACUAUUACAAAUAAUGUAGACAUUGAAAAAGAAUGUCCCCAAAGAUUAACUAGAAUAAUUGAACUAGAAAAAGAAAACAAUUUUCCAAGUAUGGCAAGAAUAAUAGAAAUGGAAAAUGACAUUUCAAACGAACGAAGGAUUUCUCUGACAAACGAACGAGAAACUGGUGGUGGCGUAGUAGAGAAUUCUACUGAUGAAGUUACUGUUAGGUCUAAAUUUAUACAUAGAAGUGCUCCUAGGUUUAGUCUUGACUCUUCGUGCUCCGAAAACUCUUAUGUGAAUAUUGACUGUAUAAAGAGUUUGCAGGAUGUUAGGAAAGAGGACAUUGUAGAAGGCGGCGCGAGCCCUGAACCUUCGCCUGCAUGUAGGUUAGUCCGCUCUCGAUUUCCAAGGAAAAAAACCUCAGUAUGUUCGAUCGGCUCCUCGGACUGUGACGAUGAGGUAGAUGUUAUAUUUAAAUCUAAACCUAAAUCUAGUCAAUGGGUAAGUUUGGAUUGGAUACCUCCACCACCCAAAGAAGAGCCAGUGAUUACACAAGUCUGUGAUAAAAAUGAUUUUAUAACAAAGUGGAUAGCAGAUCAAAACUCUCAAGAUUCUGUUAUAAUUGCUGACGAGAGGCGGAAAAGUCUGCCACCAAAAUCAAACGAAGUUUAUCUUCAAAACAUGAGAAGAUUUAGCGACGGUUUGCAAAUUUGCAAAGAAGAUGCUGCUAGCGAUUCACCGGCGACGGUAAAAUGGAAAUGGCAUGAUAUUGUUAAACGCCAUAUCCAGUUAUUAAAAAACGAUAAAGGAUUCCGGCGGCAAAGGGGCAGCUGGAUGAGAACGGCAAGACGGCUUUCGGGAACAAAUAUCAGCAACAAAAAUGCAGACGCCGUGCCGUUCGACGCAUACAUGAAGCUAAAUACCAUGCCAUGGUAUUUCCGGAAAAUAAAACGAAUCGAAGCUGAAAAGAAAUUGCUGUUACCCGAAAAUGAACACGGAGCUUUCCUUAUUCGCGACUCCGAGAGUCGCCACAAUGAUUUCUCAUUAUCAGUGCGGGACGGGGACACGGUCAAACACUACCGUAUUAGACAAUUGGACGAGGGAGGGUUCUUCAUCGCCCGCCGCACAACCUUCCGCACGCUUCAAGAACUCGUCGAGCACUACAGCAAAGACGCGGACGGCCUCUGCGUGUCACUCAGCAAACCCUGUGUACAGGUUGAGAAGCCGGUGACAGAAGGUCUGUCGCACAGAACGCGUGACCAAUGGGAGAUAGAUCGUGCAUCGCUGAAGUUCGUGCGAAAACUCGGCCAUGGACAGUUCGGCGAAGUCUGGGAAGGAUUGUGGAACAACACUACCCCAGUCGCUGUCAAGACGCUCAAAUCUGGAACUAUGGACCCCAAAGACUUCCUUGCAGAAGCGCAAAUUAUGAAGAAGCUCCGGCACAACAAAUUGAUUCAGUUGUAUGCCGUAUGCACACUGGAAGAGCCUAUAUACAUUAUCACUGAACUCAUGAAGCACGGAUCCUUGCUGGAUUAUUUACAAGGAAAAGGUCGCGGCAUGAAGCUGCAACAGUUGAUAGACAUGGCUGCCCAGAUAGCGGCCGGCAUGGCAUAUCUAGAGUCUCAAAACUACAUUCAUCGCGAUCUCGCCGCCAGGAACGUGCUCGUCGGCGACUCUAAUAUUGUUAAGAUCGCAGACUUCGGCCUCGCGAGACUUAUCAAAGAGGAUGAAUACGAGGCGCGUGUCGGAGCUCGAUUCCCAAUCAAAUGGACUGCUCCGGAAGCAGCCAACUAUAGCAAAUUCUCCAUCAAAUCUGACGUGUGGUCCUUCGGUAUUCUACUCACAGAGCUUGUGACUUACGGGAGAACGCCUUAUCCAGGAAUGACUAACGCAGAGGUUUUGCAUCAAGUGGAGCAUGGAUACCGUAUGCCGUGUCCGCAGAACUGUCCCGCUGCCCUCUACGAGAUCAUGCUUGAGUGCUGGCACAAAGACCCGCUCAAACGACCCACGUUCGAAACUCUGCAGUGGAAGCUCGAGGAUUUCUUCACCAUGGACAACUCCGAGUAUAAGGAGGCGUCCACCUACUGAGCCCGGCCCUCCCUGCCGCCCCACCGACACGCACACUCGCAUCACACUCCGGGCCUGUACCAUAUGCCGCCGGAACUGCAGAUGUUGCACAACAGCGCAUCACUCCAGUAUCUGCAGAUGCACUCGAUGGCGACGCCGCUGGCGGCCGCGCAUCCAGUGCACGCGGCGCACCCCGUGCACCCCGCGCAUCCCGCGCACGCGGUGCACCCGGCGCACCCGGCGCACGCGGCACACCCG
Molecule: messenger RNA, 3325 nt
Organism: Manduca sexta (tobacco hornworm)
Lineage: Eukaryota; Metazoa; Arthropoda; Insecta; Lepidoptera; Sphingidae
Gene: Src42A
Product: tyrosine-protein kinase Src42A
Exons: 8
Coding region: 299-3088 (929 amino acids)
Biological process (GO): innate immune response; cell surface receptor protein tyrosine kinase signaling pathway; cell differentiation
Cellular component (GO): extrinsic component of cytoplasmic side of plasma membrane
Molecular function (GO): signaling receptor binding; non-membrane spanning protein tyrosine kinase activity; ATP binding
Source: RefSeq, a predicted model, not a curated record